Molecule: messenger RNA, 1878 nt
Organism: Metarhizium album ARSEF 1941
Lineage: Eukaryota; Fungi; Ascomycota; Sordariomycetes; Hypocreales; Clavicipitaceae
Product: Something about silencing protein 10 (Sas10)
Exons: 1
Coding region: 1-1878 (625 amino acids)
Biological process (GO): maturation of SSU-rRNA from tricistronic rRNA transcript (SSU-rRNA, 5.8S rRNA, LSU-rRNA)
Cellular component (GO): small-subunit processome; nucleolus
Source: RefSeq, a predicted model, not a curated record
AUGGCAAAGAAAAGAAAGGCUGGUGGUCGCAAUGCUGGCCCAAAAGGCCCAAGGGAACUUGAUCUGGGUGACGCUAGACUUGGUCCCAUCACCACUUACCAAGAUGUCGCCGAUUCGGAAGACGAAUACUUUAUCAGCCAAGACACAAUAAUGCUGGACGAGGAGCCGAACUCGAAACGCAGGAGACAAGAGGACGAAGACAUGGACUUUUCAGACGAAGAGAUACUUGGCUAUGAGGAUUCCGACUCUGAUGAUCAUGGGGACGAGACCGAUACAAAGCUCCUCACAAAGUCAAGGAAGGCUGCGAAGAAUCGGAAAGUUUCCGAAAGCGGCAGUGAAGAAGAAGGAGAAGAAGGAGAAGGAGAAGGAGAAGAAGGGGACUCUGGCUGGUGGGGAUCUUCGAGACAGGAGUACUACGACGCUGACAAUAUUGAAACCGAGGCCGAUGCGCUGCAAGAAGAAGCCGAGGCCAGGCGACUGCAGCAGAAGAAACUCUCGAAAAUGAGGGAGGAGGAUUUCGUCUUCGACGGCGACGAGUGGUUAGCUGGAGAGCCCGAACCCGAGGAAAGUGGAGGACCGGUUGUUGAGGUUCUCAAGGACAUCGAAGUCACCCCUGAAAUGAGCAUAGAAGAGCGACUGCGGCUCAUGUCAGCAAGAUAUCCUGAAUUCGAGCAUUUGGCAAGCGAACUCGAGGAGAUGCACCCCGUGUAUCUCGGGCUCAAGGAGGAUGCAGCCAAUCAACCAGACACGUCAGUCGAGACCAUCAAAUACUGGGUGCUGGGCUGCUAUGUUGCCACUCUGGCCAGCUAUUUUGCCAUUCUAACAUCACCUGCGCGAGACGCCGGGAAAGUACAAAAGCCCCUGUCGGCAACCGACCUACGGGAUCACGAAGUCAUGGAGACUUUACUCAGUUGCCGCGUGGCUUGGGAUCGAGUAAAGAACCUGACGGCGGCGAGCAAUCCUGAUGAGACGUCCAUGUCGCUGGCCGCGGAUUGCAAUGGGCAAUAUGCAUUGAACGAUGCCAUGACGGCACUCGACACUCCAAAGGCGAAGAAGAAGCCCGCAAAGAAGGACAAGGCUGCAGCCGCCAAGGAGGCGAAGAAGCUCGAAAGGGCCAGGGCCAUUGAAGGCAGCGUUUCUGAUCUUUACAACUUGCCGCUGACUUUUGGAAAGUUGAAACCAAAGUCGAAGCUUCCUGCUGCGGCGAAAGAUGACGAUGUCUCUGACUUUGGUGAGGAGGACAGCCUGGACGCACGAACUGCCGCAGACAAAGCCGCCCGGAAGAAGAGUCUCAAAUUCUACACGUCAAAAAUCACACAAAAGGCCAAUAAGCGUGCCGGUGCCGGACGCGAUGCCGGAGGAGACAUGGACAUCCCGCAUCGCGAACGACUUCGAGACAGACAAGCCCGUCUCCUUGCAGAAGCAGAGAAGCGAGGCAAGCGAGAUUCCAAGCACGGUGCCGAUCUUGGCGAUGACAGCAACGAUGACGACGACGCUGCCGCAGACUCUCUUCGACAUGGCGAGGACGAGUACUACGACAUGGUGGCUCAAAAGUCAAAGGGUAAGCGAGACGACAAGGCCGCUCGUUAUGCUGCCUAUGCUGCAGCAAGCAAGGCAGAUAGGGUGGUAGAAAAUGAAGAGGUGGGAGAGGAUGGCAAGAGGAAGAUCACAUAUGCCAUUGAAAAGAACAAAGGCCUGGCGCCCAAACGAAACAAGGAUGUCCGAAACCCAAGAGUGAAGAGGAGAAAGCAGUACGAGGCCAAGUUGAAGAAGUUGAAGAGCAUCAAGCCUGUCUGGAAAGGGGGCGAGCCCAAGGGCGGCUACCAGGGAGAAACCUCUGGUGUUAAUGUCGGUGUCGUGAAGAGCAUCAAGUUGUAG